AUGGUUCGCAAAAGGGCGGCCAGGAUUCCGGCACGUUACAGGUGUGUGCGCUGCCAAGUGAUUCGGCAACGACGGCGAAAACGAGCGAUCCGUCGGGACGGUGUCGAGAGUGUUGUUGACGACGGCGAUAAGGAGAUGAAAAUUAAUAUUCUGACGGUCUGCAUUGAUCGACCGGCGAUCAGUAGCGGUCAACGAUACCUCGGCCAUGUUCGGCGUGUGAUUGUUAUAUCACGGAGAAUACGUCCGGACGUGCUAGCGGGAUCGACGAAAACAGUUGGAAAACACGGACCUGUGGAUCGGCAGCGGCGGAAUGUGGUUGUGUCCUUCGGACCUGUUGUGAUGCGCCGUCGAUAA
Macrosiphum euphorbiae (potato aphid) is the source of this 354-nucleotide messenger RNA. The record is from the annotation of a GenBank genome assembly. Lineage: Eukaryota; Metazoa; Arthropoda; Insecta; Hemiptera; Aphididae.